AUGGCGGACGCCGUAGCAGACGCCGCCGUUGUCUCCACUCCCUACGGAACGGUGGGCGAGGAGGACAUCAAGGCACUCCACCGGCGCCCUGGAGCUGACGUCGCUGCUGAGCCCAAAGCGGGCACCACCACUCACGCUUCUCCUCCCAGCGACACAAAGAAGUCUUCUCCCGCCAAUCGCACGAAAGGAGGAAAGAAGGAACGACCACCGGAGAGCGCCGGGUUGAAGAAAAUUGAGGCCAAGAAUGGCGGGACCACUGGACAUUCGAGCUCUCCAGAUGGCGUCCAAGCUACUCCCAAAGGCCAGAAAAGUUCCCCCGACGGCACGCACAGCCACAAGGGCAAGCUGAAGAUGCCCGAUGGAACGUACGUGGGCAUCGAGGAGCGCAACCGAUAUAUCAGGGCCAUGCAAAAGAAGCACCUCCAGUGCCACUAUACACCCUUCGUAUUCGUCGGUACCAUUUGCAUCACGAUGGUGACCUUCCUGUGUAUCAAGGUAUACUUUCCCGUCAGGCACAUUCUUGGCGUCCCCGAUGAAACGGAGGAGGCUCACAAGCGGAAACCCAACACCACGACUUCGGCCGAAACUACAACGGUUCCUCCGCACAACACUUCCGAAGGCACGUCUCUAGGUCCAACCUUGCCCACAGCAAACGAAGCCACAAGUGAUGACGGGAGCCUCCACUCAGCGCAUCGCACUUGA
Molecule: messenger RNA, 702 nt
Organism: Rhipicephalus sanguineus (brown dog tick)
Lineage: Eukaryota; Metazoa; Arthropoda; Arachnida; Ixodida; Ixodidae
Exons: 6
Coding region: 1-702 (233 amino acids)
Source: RefSeq, a predicted model, not a curated record